UCUUUGAAAAAUGAUGAGAAAUCCGCCAAAACUGAUGUUCAGAUGCUUCUGGAAAUAGGUCAGAAACAAAGAGAACAAAUGAAGUCUCUUCAGGAGAUGCUGCAAAAUCAACUUAAAGAAACAUCUGAGAAAGCAGAAAAACAAGAGGCUACUAUAAACUUUUUAAAGACUGAAGUGGAAAGAAAGAGCAAAAUGAUCCGAGAUCUCCAGAAUGAGAAUAAAAGCUUGAAAAACAAACUCUUGUCAGGAAACAAACUGUGUGGCAUCCAUGCAGAAGAGUCAAAAAAAAUCCAAGCCCAGCUGAAGGAGCUUCGUUACGGGAAGAAGGAUUUAUUAUUUAAGGCCCAACAGCUUACUGAUCUGGAACAAAAAUUAGCUGUGGCCAAAAAUGAGCUGGAGAAAGCAGCUCUUGACCGGGAGUCACAGCUGAAAGCAAUGAAAGAGACUGUACAGCUCUGCCUGUCGACUGUUUUCCGUGCUCAACCUCCCCCUUUGAGUCUCAUCAGGUCAAAUCCAACUCAGAUGUCAAUUCCACCCGGGACAAUUGACACUAAGAUUCCAGAUGCAGACACACAAAGCCAGCCUCAACAGAGCACUCCUGGAAGCCCUCAAGUUGAAAUAACAAAGCAAGAAAAUCUGAAAAUCCCUGAGUGUGAUCCUCAAAAUGUUUUACGAGGCACGACCUGCUUAAUGAAGCACAGAGAAAAUCCCCCAAGUUUUCUCACUGCAGAACCAACGCCUGCCCCGCAGAAAUUGCAAAUGCCUCCUUGUGCUGGAUGUGAGGUGAAGAAAACCCCAGAGAAGCAAUUGACCAGCUUUGAAGGGAGAGCAACUAGAGAAGAAAAGAUACUAUAAAUACCAAGAAACUGUGUUAAGAAGCAUCCAUUUGCUAUCGUCUUCAUACUCUUUUUAGACCACAGGCUGGAUGGAAGUACUAAGUUUUUAAAGCAUGCAACUUUUUCACAAUUUUAUGUAACUUUAUAAAGUAGUCUACAAAUUUUCCAAAAGAUUCCAGGCCAAUUAUGAUCCUUAAGCAAUAACCUAAUUAAAAUGGAUAUCCACAGUCAUAAAUAGUCAUUGUCAUCAGUAAAUUGCCCAGCAUAAAUUUGUCUGUUUCGAACUCAAAUGCAAUGUAACAUUUAAUUCUUCUGGUUCAUUUGGGUAUCUAGCACUUCUGUGAUCUAGUUUUUGAAAUCAACUGGAGGAUGAUAAAAUGUUGUGGAUCCUCAGCAUUCUUAGAAUCCAAAUUGCAAACAUAUCAAAGAUUUUGGUCCACAUUGGCCAAUUGGAGUCCCUUUCCUCAAGGUUGAAAUAUGUGUCGACCUGAAUAUAUUGUUUAUUUGAGGGUGUUUAUUGCUCUUCUCAUUAUUAUUUUGAACCACAUAACGUCAAGGAAGUUCUGUCAGGGAUUUAGUUAGUUAACAGAAUGCAUUAAAUAUGUUUGAUAUGAUGUAGGCAAAAUAUAUGGAUGAAUGACUAAAUUUCUGACACAUUGAUCAGAUUUUUUGGCAUUCUAUAGACACAUCCCUAUGCUUGUCUGCUGGAAUUACUGAGUUAGAAAUCAAGUCAUUUGAAAUGCUCGGCAUGAUUUUUGGCAUGAAAUUUGGUAGUGGAAUGUGAGAUGGGAAGAGGGUUCCAAAAUACAAAUAUGCAAGCAGAUAAUAUACAUUUAAAAAUGGAGAUUUGGUGAAAGUAAAACAGCCAUGAACUCAGAUUUGUAUAUUUUGAAAACAAAUGUAUAAUUAAAACAAAUCAAUGACCGUGAUAAUCAUUGAAGUUGGGGCUCCUCAUAGGAAUAUCACUGAUCAAAUAAAUGCACUCCUGAAUAAUCUGAAUGUAACUCACAAGCAAGAGGAAUUGACAUUAGUAUGUGAUUAUCUGAUUAAUAGGACUGACAUAGCAUCAAACUUACAGACUCAAAUUAAUGGGUUAAAUGAUCCAGUUAUGUUGACUGCACUGAAUAUAGUCACUCCUGCUGGUUAGAUCUAUUUUGCAAAUGCAGAAAGCAUACAAAACCAUUGGUUUUAUAGAACGGAUCUGCCAAGCCACAAUUAAUACAUUCGGAGCACUGGGUUCUGGCAGGCUGUGUUAGAAGAUAGUUAAUAAAAAUAUAUAUAUUAAAUGAAAUCUAUAAUCGAUAGAUGAACUUAAAUUCUGAGAUAUAAUGGGAUACCUUUGGUCACAAUGAUAUAUUCAAAGAAAUUUAGUGAUUUGGGGAAAUGGCAAACUAUCAUUAAAGUAAAAGUAAUGUUGUGCUAUAUUCACAUAGCAACUGUACUUGCAGAGUAAUUCAUGGUCAUUUAUCAAUAUUUUUCAGAUUACAGGCUACCUAAGAAAGAAAGAGAAUCCGUUUUAUAGAUGAUCAUAGAGUUUUCAGAUGAGGUGACCAGGAUAAAAGAAAAGAUCAAAGUCCGAAGUUCCUGCUGACUCCUUCUCAGCUUUAAACAUUGUGUACUUCUAUGAGAUGGAAUAUUGCUUGUUUCCCGAGUCCUGUUCCUUGUAAUUUCCCCACUGUAUCCAGAAACCCUAACCAUCUCCAGAGGUUUAUGAAAGGGAAGCAGAUACUUGAGUUUUAGUUCAGGUUCACUUUCACGCCCUCAUCCUGUGCCCCAACUUUCCUCCUAGACUCUAUGGAUCCUACGGAAAGUUAAUCACCAGUCCACCUUAGCACAGUAUGUUUGAAGGCAUCUAUGGAACUAAUAAAAAGAAUCAGGUUGAUAUUUUCUGAAAUUUUUAUAGGAUAACAUGUGGAAAGAUGAGAAUUUGGCUUAAUAUUAAUCAAAUUUGAACAGCUUCAUUUGUAAAUUAUUUUUUCUAUGCUCUAAAUUCCUAUUCUAGUAUGUGACAAUAUAAUCAAUUUGCUUCUCUUAAUUACUAGCAUGAUCAAGUGGGCUUUGAAUGAGUAUAAUGUAUAUGUCUUUUUCUUUAACAAUAGAUAGGAUUAUGCAUCCUGCAGAGUUUACUGUGGUAUAUUCAUUGCAUUAUUUGUCUCAAAACAAAAAGAAUUUGUAGCAGAAGAGCUUUAUAAGUAUUUUUAAGAAAUAUUCCAGGAGUUCCUUUUAAUAAUUAAGCACAGAAUUAUUUUAUAAUAUGUUCUAUAACUUUACCAUAAUGAAUGCAUUUUAUUUCUCUCAAUCUUUAAUUGCUUUAAAAUAGCAUCAGAGAGGUUUAAAAUGCUUUACUUACAUGUGUGGCUUUGUCUAUAAAAGAGGUGACAUUUCUUAUUAUUUCUUUUAAUUAACAGCUAUCUAAAUAGAUGUUGUUUUUGAGGAGUUAACAUUUAUAGUCUAACUAUUCUCAUAUGGAAGAAAAACAUUAACCUAAAUUUUGAAUGUAGAUAGUACAAUUCUAUUAUGUACCUAAUAGUAAGUCGUGAAAGAUUACUUAUGCUUUGCAAAAUAUGAAUUGAUUCCUAUUGAGAAACAAACAUACUUUCUGAUGGAAUAACUUGUUUUAAUAUAGGUACUACCUAAACUAAGAAUUUAUUUCUCUCUAGUUAUUUUAAAAUACUAAUCAAUGCUUUAUUUUCAUUUUAAGCUCAGAAUUUGUUUGGGAUUUUGUAUUUCCUUUUUUAUGCAUUAACUACGUAAAUUGAACUAGUGCCUAAAAUGUAUUUGAGCUAAAUGAAUGCUAACUGUGUCUAUCCAAUGCCAACAUUCUCAGAUGAAAAGCGAAAAAUUCAGUAACUCAUCUGGAUGUGGUUUUCUGUGUGAUCUCAAAUUUCUGAGUACUGAAUAUACUAGAUGGCUAACUAUUUUUUUUCUGUCUUGAAUCGUAUAUUUAGCAUUGCAGUGCUCUUUCAGACACAAUUCUGUUUCAUGAAUAAACUGGAUGACAAGUCUAAGACAGUUAUAUGUGCAGGAGACAUUUGCUGUUUUAGAUUGACAAUUUGGAUAGCUGGAUUAAAACAAUGUUUGAGAACUUUGCUAUAAUGGAAUCUUUUAUUUUUAUAGCUCAGGCACUGUAAUCAGCACUUACUGCAGCAGAGGCUGAAGUAAUUAUUGACACCAUAGAGUCAGGUGAGCUGGCCAGACGUGGGAAGCAAUGAAAACAUAUACUUGUUUACCUAGGCGACAUUUUCUUAGUCAUGUGUACAAUCUUAGAUUUCCCCAAACUAUUUGCUCAUCUGGAUUAUGUUACAUAAUAUUAUUAGUCAAGUGAUGAAGAAUAAAAGGUACUGAAAGAUG
This is a messenger RNA of Ceratotherium simum simum (southern white rhinoceros), 4187 nucleotides long. RefSeq names its product leucine zipper protein 2 (gene LUZP2). The record is from RefSeq and is a predicted model, not a curated record. Lineage: Eukaryota; Metazoa; Chordata; Mammalia; Perissodactyla; Rhinocerotidae.